This is a messenger RNA of Trichechus manatus latirostris (Florida manatee), 1805 nucleotides long. RefSeq names its product homeobox D10 (gene HOXD10). Lineage: Eukaryota; Metazoa; Chordata; Mammalia; Sirenia; Trichechidae. The record is from RefSeq and is a predicted model, not a curated record. Gene Ontology annotation, molecular function: DNA-binding transcription factor activity, RNA polymerase II-specific; RNA polymerase II cis-regulatory region sequence-specific DNA binding. The transcript is spliced from 2 exons. Gene Ontology annotation, biological process: regulation of transcription by RNA polymerase II. The coding region runs from base 65 to 1087 and encodes 340 amino acids. Gene Ontology annotation, cellular component: nucleus.
AUGUUUUCCUAGAGAUGUCAGCCUACAAAGGACACAAUCUCUCUUCUUCAAAUUCCUCCCCAAAAUGUCCUUUGCCAACAGCUCUCCUGCUGCUAAUACUUUUUUAGUAGAUUCCUUGAUCAGUGUCUGCAGGAGUGACAGUUUUUAUUCCAGCAGCGCCAGCAUGUACAUGCCACCACCUAGCGCAGACAUGGGGACCUAUGGAAUGCAAACCUGUGGACUGCUCCCAUCUCUGGCCAAAAGAGAAGUGAACCACCAAAAUAUGGGUAUGAAUGUGCAUCCUUAUAUACCUCAAGUAGACAGUUGGACAGACCCGAACAGAUCUUGUCGAAUAGAGCAACCUGUUACACAGCAAGUCCCCACUUGCUCCUUCACUACCAACAUUAAGGAAGAAUCCAAUUGCUGCAUGUAUUCCGAUAAGCGCAACAAACUCAUUUCUGCCGAGGUCCCUUCGUACCAGAGGCUGGUCCCCGAGUCCUGUCCCGUUGAGAACCCCGAGGUUCCCGUCCCUGGAUAUUUUAGACUGAGUCAGACCUACGCCACCGGGAAAACCCAAGAGUACAAUAACAGCCCUGAAGGCAGCUCCACUGUCAUGCUCCAGCUCAACCCUCGCGGCGCGGCCAAGCCGCAGCUCUCGGCCGCCCAGCUGCAGAUGGAGAAGAAGAUGAACGAGCCCGCGAGCGGCCAGGAGCCCGCCAAAGUCUCCCAGGUGGAGAGUCUCGAGGCCAAGGGCGGCCUGCCCGAGGAGAGGAGCUGCCUGGCUGAGGUCUCCGUGUCCAGCCCCGAAGUGCAGGAGAAGGAAAGCAAAGAGGAAGUCAAGUCUGAUACUCCGACCAGCAAUUGGCUCACUGCAAAGAGUGGCAGAAAGAAGAGGUGCCCAUACACUAAGCACCAAACGCUGGAAUUAGAAAAAGAGUUCUUGUUCAAUAUGUACCUCACCCGCGAGCGCCGCCUAGAGAUCAGUAAGAGCGUUAACCUCACCGACAGGCAGGUCAAGAUUUGGUUUCAAAACCGCCGAAUGAAACUGAAGAAGAUGAGCCGAGAGAACCGGAUCCGAGAACUGACCGCUAACCUCACCUUCUCUUAGGUCCGAGGCCGCGCGGAGGCCGGGAUAGGAGAGGGAGCACCGCGUUCCAGGGCCGAGUGCUGGAGAACUGGGAAGGCGGAAACAAAAUCUUCUUUGCUCUUUGUUUUCUGUUUUGUUUUGUUUUGUUUUCCUGCUAGAAUGUGACUUUGGGGUCAUUCUGUUCGUGCUGCAAGUGAUCUGUAAUCCCUAUGAGUAUAUAUAUAUUAAAAAAAACCCUAGCACGUGUAAUUUAUUAUUUUUUUCAUCGUAAUGCAGGGUAACUAUUACUGCGCAUUUUCAUUUGGGUCUUAACUUAUUGGAACUGUAGGGGCAUCCAGCCAGCCAGCCAUCCAUCCAUCCAUCCAGCCAUCCAGCCAUUCAUCCAGCAAUGUGACUUUUUCAAGUUUUUCCUAACGCAAAAGGUCUCUGUGUGUGGCUAGUCCAUGAUUUUAUGGCGUUUUGAAUACAUCCAGUACUUUCAAAAUUACAUAUAUAUAUAUGAAAGAAUAAGAAAACCUACAAGCUUUGGGGGGAGGGGGACUAAAAAAGCACAUUACAAUGUAUCUUUUCACAAAUGAAUUUAGCAAUUGUCUUUGGUGAGAUGGAAUAUUGACGACUUAUGCCUUGUAGCCUUUCCCUUGUGGUGCAUCUGUGGUUUGGUAGAAGUACAACAGCAACUUGUCCUUUCUGUGCAUGUUCUGGUCGCAUGUAUAAUGCAAUAAACUCUGGAAACGAGUUC